Molecule: messenger RNA, 830 nt
Organism: Coffea arabica (coffee)
Lineage: Eukaryota; Viridiplantae; Streptophyta; Magnoliopsida; Gentianales; Rubiaceae
Source: RefSeq, a predicted model, not a curated record
UCAUUUCUCUGGCAACAUUUGACGUAUCCCUCUGUAAACUUUGAACACACGUCAAACAGCUUGCUGUUUCACGUCAAACAUUUGUCCACAGGAUUCCCCAAAAUCUCAAAGAGAGAGCAAAAAAUGGAUUGCACUUGUGUUGAUUCUGCCAUUGACCAGCUAUCAAGGCUACUGAAAAGACCAUCCUUGACUUUGCUUAUGAGGCAGGAAAUCCGUACCCUUUUACUGGAUUUAAGAUUUCUGAAAAUGUUCUUCAGUUGCUUGGCAAAGUGCAAGGCUGCUGAGGAGGACACCACUUUGCAUCAUUUGAGAUCAUCUCUCCUGACGAAUGCUGAAGCUAUGAUGGAGGAAACAGGACAGGACCUCUAUGAUGCUGGUUAUUUUGCAUCCAUUGGAAUAGAUGUGAAAUAUUGGAACCUUGUUGCAGCUAAGUUGCAAGAAAAAGUUGAACAUCUCAAGCCAGAAAUCAGGAAUACUUGUAUUCUCUUGGUAGAUUGCUCUUUAGAGCUCAAGACUUCUAACAGUGGUGGUAUCCUGGAAUUUAUGGAUUCUAUCCUGAUGAAUCUGGAGGAUCUUGUCAACUCUCGUGAUGGUAUUUUUGUUCCUGUGAAAGUGCAAACAGAAGCCCUUCAAGAGAAGCUAAGGUUCUCCAGAAACUUUCUUGACUUCACGAAAAAAUGGUGUUGUAGGCAGGAGCAGGACAAACUGGAAGCUUUCUCGACUGUUCUUCGAGAUUGGGCUAAAAAUACAGCGUGUUUGUCUAUUCUGUACUGGAUAGAUGGUGUAGAUGAAAACAUGGGAGCUUAAAUCAAUACUAUGCUUCAUAAAAU